AUGGAGCCCAAUAAGGCGGCCAGUGGGCGCGGGAACUACGUGCGCCUCGGCAAGAACGCGGAGGUGAUCUACAACGAGGCCGAUGUAAUUGGCCGCGGUCAGUUUGGCAUUGUCUACCGCGGUCUCAUUCCCGCCUCCGGCACCGUCGUUGCCGUCAAGCUGCUGCAGAAUGUCCCUAUGGUGUUCACACCAACCUCGGAGCAUGCCAGUCAGCACUCACACCAUACCGACCGGCACGAAGGUAAGGGCAGCCAUCCCGCCGCGGCGUCCUCCACGGCACCGUCUUCCUCCUCAUUCGCCCCGCCAGCCAAGCCGAGGCUUCCGAGCUGCCCGUCAGAGCUGUCGAUUCUGUACGACAUGCGCGCCGACAACUGCCCUAACAUCUUGCACGUCAUUUCUACAUGGAACAAGGUGCUCAAGUCUCCCCCACAUGGUGAGGCAAGCAGCACGGUGGCCACCGCGACACCGCCUCCGUCGUCGUCUUCCUCUGGUGAGUGUCGCCCCUCUCGCAUGUUUGUCAUGGUGACAGAGUACUGCGAGGGCGGCGACCUGCAACAACUUAUGAAGGCCCGUGGUGGUGCCCUGCCCGCCCACGUUGCUCGCUCUUUCACCUACCAGCUCUGUAACGCCUUACUGACAUUGAAGCGGCGCCGCAUCGUUCACCGCGAUGUCAAGCCCGCAAACCUGCUGCUCACCUCGACGGACUGCGAGGUGGCGACGCUGAAACUGGCCGACUUUGGGAUGGCCAAGGCUGCUCCGGCACCGGAGAUGCGCAAGGCCGGUGCAGCCGGCGCCGGGAGUGGCAAAGGCGUCAGACAGGAGAUGCGUAGCGCGGAGGACGAGCAGGCCGACGCUUUCUCCCCGCUGUUCCACUCGGAGAUGGGGACACCGAUGUAUAUGUCGCCGGAGCGGCUUUCCCUGCAGCCAUACGACUACAAAGCGGAUGUGUACUCGGCUGGGAUGGUACUACUAGAGAUGAUGCGUGGAUUGUGUGUGCAGGUGAAGUGGGAGUCGCAGCUGCGCUCGGAGGUUCCGCGGACGAUCUGGCGGGAGCUACGGCAGUAUCCACCGGACCAAGUGCCUGCGUGGUUGGAGCUCGUACAGCGCAUGACCGCGGCGAACCCAGCUGAGCGGUACUCGGUGGAGGAUGUGCUGCGGCACUCGUGGUUUCACGCGAAGGUGGGGCCGCCGCUGCCACUUCUGACGUUCCCGCUGCCAGAGGCGUCGGAGAGCCGCAGCUCCGAACAGCCGCUGCAGACUCGACUACAGGCGGCUGCGACGUCCGCCGCUGGUUGCGCCGGUGACGGCAACCUGUCGGCCGCGCACGCAGAUAAGGUCCCCCUCGCUGCGGCAUCUCUUGGCGCACGCGGGGCUGAGAGUGCCGUGACGGCUCCCGGGGGGUCACACCGUCACGCCGACCCAACUGUGGGUACCGGGGGGAAGGCCCGCUCGGCUCCUGAGCCAUCGUUGUCGUCUUCGUCCUCUGGCGACGACAGCGAUGCAGGUGAAGCUACAUCACAGGCAGCCAAUGUAGAAGGCUCAUGCAAAAAGCACCGCAAGUCUCGCUCAGUGGUGCCUUCCAGGUGGACGGUGCUGGGUGUGUGCGCGGAAGUGGAUGCCGUCCACAAUGUCGCCCACGGCACCUACACUGGGGCACCGAAGCCGGCGCUCGGUGCCGUGGGCGGGUUGUCAGCAGCGACCGCCCUGUCAAGUGCGGCGAUGGCCGAGGCAUUUUCACUUCCACCUGGGUGUGGUCCUCACAUCAUCACUAAUGCCGUGCGCGCCUUCGUGGACGCGACUUACCUUUACGUACUCCAGGACGAGCUGAACGUGGUACGUGGUCUGACGCUGGUGUCGUACCUGAUGGAACUGAUGCAGAACGGCUACGCGGCAUAUUUGAAGUGUCUCGAGCACCUCGGCUGCAGCUGGCGCCACACGACAGUGAUGAAUAGCUGCAGUCUCCGCGGGCACCGGCUCGUGGUGCGCGAGGUAAGCGCGCUGUACGGUGUGUGGCGGCAGCUGAUGACACGUCUGCACAACGCACAGGCCGCCUACACGGCGCGGCUUCCAUCGCGGAUUUUAGACAGCGCCGUGGCGUGGCGACGGCGGCUGCUGGGAGCGUCGGCCACUACCGGUGACGACGCAGCGUGCGGCGACGACGGCGGCGAGGGGGCCCCAGCGGCGGUGACCGUGGAGGAGCCGAGGGACGCGGACGUGAGCGACGCCUCGAUGGCGUCGUUGGAGGGGGUCAUGAUGUCUGCAUUUCCCUCUGCCACACCUAUUUCCAAUGUCGCGGCGGAUGCAGAGGUGUCGACGGGGGUGGGGGUGCCACUGCUCGCUGCGCCUCCUGCGCCACCGAUGGCAGAGAGGCUGCGCGUCUCCUCCGUCUGCGCUCGCGCAGAGCAGAUCAUCUUUGACAAGGCAGUGGAGUACGUUCAGUCGGAGGCGCUGUCUGUGCUGAUGGACUCGGCACCGCCGCUACUGCCGCCCCCCCUAGCCGACGACUUGGAUCCGACGGACUGCCUAGAGGAGGAGGAGGCGACGGUGCGGGCGCACCACAGUCGUAUGAUGCCAUCCCCACCGCUGGCGUCGGAGCGCCACACCACGGUGGCUGACCGCAUCAUUUCUCCCCACCGCGGCGUAGCGCUGCUGCGCGUGCUACUGCGGCGCGCGGUGCUGACGAUCUCGGAGGUUGGCUUGGAGGCAGAGGGGCCUAGGCCGACGUGCAUGCCUCUCCCAGCGCUGUCGCCUCUACUUGCUCCUGCAACGGGCUACGG
Leishmania braziliensis MHOM/BR/75/M2904 is the source of this 2777-nucleotide messenger RNA. The record is from the annotation of a RefSeq genome assembly. Lineage: Eukaryota; Euglenozoa; Kinetoplastea; Trypanosomatida; Trypanosomatidae.